CACGCUACCAGCAUCGUUACUACUUCUUCCCUCGUCAUCGCGAUCAUCCUCGCGUUUUCUCUCCCCCUCCUCCUCCUCCUCCUCCGACGCAGCAACGGCUCCAAUAUUUCCAAUUCCAACACCCCACCUGGCCCCAUUUCCUUCCCGGUGUUCGGCAACUGGCUGCAGGUGGGCAAUGACCUCAACCACCGCUACCUAGCCCAGCUCUCCCGCACCCACGGCCCCGUGUUCCUCCUCAAGCUCGGCUCCCGCAACCUGGUUGUUGUCUCCGACCCCAAGCUGGCCACCCAGGUUCUGCACACCCAGGGUGUGGAGUUUGGGUCCAGGCCACGAAACGUGGUGUUCGACAUCUUCACCGGCAACGGCCAGGACAUGGUCUUCACCGUGUACGGCGAUCACUGGCGCAAGAUGAGGCGCAUCAUGACCCUCCCCUUCUUCACCAACAGGGUUGUCAACCAGUACAGCCCCAUGUGGGAACAGGAGAUGGACUUGGUCGUCAGGGACCUCUUCGGUGAUCCUGAGCAGGCCGAGAAAGGAAUGGUCAUCAGGAAGAGGCUGCAGCUCAUGCUCUACAACAUCAUGUAUGGUAUGAUGUUCGAUGCCAGGUUUGAGUCCCAGUCCGAUCCCUUGUUUCAGCAGGCCACCAAGUUCAACUCGGAGAGGAGCCGCUUGGCUCAGAGCUUCGACUACAACUACGGCGACUUCAUCCCCAUCCUCAGACCCUUCCUCAGGGGCUACCUCAACAAGUGCAGGGAUUUGCAGAGCAGGAGGCUGGCUUUCUUCAACGGCCAUUACGUCGAGCAUAGAAGGAAGGUGAUGGCCUCAAAUGAUGACAGACAAAAGCUCCGGUGCGCCAUAGACCACAUCCUGGAAGCCGAGAAGAACGGGGAGAUCAGCUCCGAAAACGUCCUCUACAUAGUGGAGAACAUCAACGUCGCGGCCAUAGAGACUACGUUAUGGUCCAUGGAGUGGGCCAUCGCCGAACUUGUGAACCAUCCGAGGGUCCAGGGCAAACUCCGACAGGAGGUCUUCGACGUCCUGGGGCGCGAAGGACGACCGGUUGUAACCGAGGCAAACCUGGCCCAGCUCCCGUACCUUCAGGCGGUAGUGAAGGAGACGCUGCGGCUCCACACGCCUAUACCCUUGUUGGUGCCCCACAUGAACCUGGAGGAGGCAAAGCUCGGGGAGUACUCGAUACCCAGGGAGUCCGGUGUGGAAGCCUGGUGGCUGGCGAACAACCCUGAGUGGUACAGGCCGGAGGAGUUCAGGCCGGAGAGGUUCUCGGAGGAGGAGGCGAAGGUGGGCGUCUGUGGAGGGAAGGACGUGGCCUUCAGGUUCUUGCCGUUCGGGAGGAAGAGGAGCUGCCCGGGAUAAUACGCACUCCCGAUACUGGGGCUCGUCAUCGCCCAGCUGGUGACGUUCGAGAUGAGCACCGCGGGAGCGGACAGGGUGGACGUGACGGAGAAAGGAGGUCAGUUCAGCUUGCACAUCGCCCGGCAUUCGGUGGUCGCAUUCCACCCCAUCGACAGCUAGCUGAGAGCGAGCGGAACCGGAAACGCUAGCUGAGGCGCCCUGCGAAUUUUUCAAUAAGUGCAUGAGUGCUAAAUAAACGAGGACUGCGGACCGCGGUUCUGAAUUAGAGAUCAUUAAUUCUUCUUUUUUUAUGUAAUUUGCUGACGUAUUUCGUCGGAAUGAUAUACAGGCAUGCAAGUGUAUACUUA
Molecule: messenger RNA, 1721 nt
Organism: Asparagus officinalis (garden asparagus)
Lineage: Eukaryota; Viridiplantae; Streptophyta; Magnoliopsida; Asparagales; Asparagaceae
Product: cytochrome P450 CYP73A100-like
Molecular function (GO): monooxygenase activity; oxidoreductase activity, acting on paired donors, with incorporation or reduction of molecular oxygen; heme binding
Source: RefSeq, a predicted model, not a curated record